Molecule: messenger RNA, 975 nt
Organism: Lottia gigantea (owl limpet)
Lineage: Eukaryota; Metazoa; Mollusca; Gastropoda; Lottiidae
Exons: 1
Coding region: 1-975 (324 amino acids)
Biological process (GO): G protein-coupled receptor signaling pathway
Cellular component (GO): membrane
Molecular function (GO): G protein-coupled receptor activity; peptide binding
Source: RefSeq, a predicted model, not a curated record
AUGCCGUUUGAAGUUUUUGAUCUGCGCUUCUUCUUCAAUUUCAGUUCAGAAAUCGCCUGUAAGAUUAUGAGGUCGCUGGUGACUUUUACGACCUGUGCUUCCAACCAAAUCCUGUUAUUAAUCGCCAUAGACAGAUUUAGGAAAGUCUGUUGUCCGCUAAAAAUGCAAAUGACACCGUCUAUAGCCCGUAAAUUCAUCUUCAUCUCCGUCAUAAUCGCAAUCUUAAUGACUAUUCCUGCGUUUUUUCUGUACGGGUUGCGAUCAGCGAUAACUCCAAUUCCUGGUUUGCUUGGAUCUGACUGUGCAACUGGUGAUGACGUCAAAGAUACAAUUUAUCCAAUAGUUUAUGAAUUGGUGUUGAUAUUCUUUUUUGUGUUUUUCACCACCUGUUUUGCUGUAUUGUACACCUGUAUAUGGAGAGCGUCCAGAAGACUGGCUUUCGCGCGUAAAAGUUUCCGGUCGGAACAAAGCUGCAGUUUGAUCGGCGAAGACACGACGUCCUCAUCUAUUGAUAAUAGAAACGACAAGAAACCUAAAUGUGACAAACGUGCCCGUUCAAAUGUAGUUAUUGUCAUGAAGACUGAUAGUUUUUGUCGGCAAGUGUCCUCCGAACCCGGAUCACCGAACAUGGCCCGAAAGAAGCCACAAAGAAUCACAGCGGCUUCCAUCAAGACAAAAGCAACGCUUAUUGCCUUUGCAGUUACGAUGGUGUUUUUCCUAAGUUUCAUCCCACACUUGGGUCUCGCCGCUCUCAAAAACGCCAAGAAAGACUUCGACUAUACAUUACAAGGGCCACAACUCGUGGCGUUCAACAUUUUUCUGAGAUUUUAUUUUGUGAAUUGUGUGGCCAAUCCGUUUAUAUAUUCCGCCAUGAAUCCAAUUUUUAGACGCAGAUGUAUCGAUGUUUUCCGAUAUAUCUGCUGCUGCGUUUGUCGUACGUGCAAAAUUAAGAAAGACCUACCAGUCCACGUUUGA